Messenger RNA from Polypterus senegalus (gray bichir), 4725 nucleotides. RefSeq names its product oxysterol binding protein-like 2b (gene osbpl2b). The record is from RefSeq and is a predicted model, not a curated record. The transcript has 13 exons. Gene Ontology annotation, molecular function: cholesterol binding. Gene Ontology annotation, cellular component: cytosol; intracellular membrane-bounded organelle; membrane. Lineage: Eukaryota; Metazoa; Chordata; Cladistia; Polypteriformes; Polypteridae. Bases 221 to 1645 code for a protein of 474 amino acids.
ACUCAUUCCGCCCUUCCCUGUACUUCCGCCUCUGUGUCAGGCUGUAUUCAGGUUAUUGCGCUCGUCUUACCUGGAUGUAACCGGGGAGCGAAGGGAAGCGAGACUAAAGAAGGUAUUCUUCACAAUAAGGAUUGGAAAUCUUAACUGCAAGAAGAACAUCUAACACCGAAUGAAAACGAUGUACUAAUAAAUCAUAUAAAAUAUAGUUAAAUCUACAAAAAUGAGCGAAGAAGAGUUCUAUGAUGCCGUCACAGGCUUAGAAUCUGAUGAGUCUUGUGAAGGCAAUAGAGAACUGAAUUACAAAUCCAGUGAGUUUAUUAUUGAAGACAACCCACAAGGAAAGAAUGGCACACAGUUACAAGAAAAUGGAAUUAGGAAACGGCGGACUACCUUGCCUGCACCUAUGUUUUCUAGAAGUGAUUUUAGUGUGUGGAGCAUACUAAAGAAGUGCAUUGGACUUGAACUGUCUAAAAUAACAAUGCCUAUAGCUUUUAAUGAACCACUGAGUUUUCUGCAGAGAAUAACAGAGUACAUGGAGCAUACAUACCUCAUUCAUAAAGCUAACAUGCUUUCUGAUUCUGUGGAAAGAAUGCAGGCAGUGGCAGCUUUUGCUGUUUCUGCUGUUGCAUCUCAGUGGGAGAGAACAGGAAAACCAUUUAAUCCAUUACUAGGAGAAACAUUUGAACUUACACGCGAAGACCUAGGUUUUCGGCUUAUAUCUGAGCAAGUCAGUCACCACCCUCCCAUUAGUGCUUUUUAUUCUGAAAGUGAAAAUAAGGACUUUAUUUUCCAUGGGUCAAUCUAUCCAAAACUCAAGUUCUGGGGGAAGAGUGUAGAAGCAGAGCCAAAGGGAACAAAUACACUAGAACUGCCCAAACAUAAUGAAGCCUACACAUGGACAAAUCCUUCUUGUUGUGUACAUAAUGUAAUUUUAGGAAAACUUUGGAUUGAACAAUAUGGGACAGUUGAAAUAGUUAAUCACAGUACUGGAGAGAAGUGUAUUUUGUACUUCAAACCUUGUGGACUGUUUGGAAAAGAACUGCAUAAAGUGGAGGGAUACAUACAGGACAAAAAUAAGAAGAAGCUCUGCAUUAUCUAUGGAAAGUGGACAGAAUGUAUGUGGAGUAUAGACCCCAACACUUAUGACACCUACAAAAAGACUGAGAAAAGGGGAGUUGAACCACGGAAAACUAAAACGAAUGAAGAAAUUGACAAAUCUGAAAAUGAUGAGGCUGAUGACAUGCCUGAAGUUCAAGAAACUGUGCAUGUGGUACCUGGAAGUAGGCUGCUUUGGAGGAUAACUUCUAGGCCUCCAGACUCUGGAAAGAUGUACAAUUUCACACAUUUUGCUGUCACUCUAAAUGAACUGGACCCAGAUAUGAAAGAUUUAUUAGCACCAACUGAUUGCCGUUUACGCCCUGAUAUUAGAGCAAUGGAAAAUGGAGACAUGGAGUUUGCAAGUCAAGAGAAAGAGAGGUUAGAAGAAAAACAAAGAGCAUCUCGUAAAGAACGUGCUAAAAACGAAGAGGAAUGGGUCACAAGGUGGUUCCAGCUUGGCACAAACCCUUACACAGGAUUGCAGGAUUGGAUUUAUGCAGGAGGGUAUUUUGAUAGAAAUUAUACUAAUUGCCCAGAUAUUUACUAAAAUGAACUUCAUUCUGCAUGGUUCCAAUUUAAGCUGGGAGUAUACUCAAAUUAAUCACUUAUGGAUUGUAAUCUACUCAUGCCAUAGUUAUGUUUGAGUAGACCCAUCUUGAUGGUGAGAAGAGGUUUCCAAAUCAGGGAUUUAAAUAAGCAUACGCUAACCAGAAGGUUAUAGUGAAAUACUGCUAUUAAACUCUUUAUAAGGAUUUGCAUUGAGGAUUUUAUUUAGGUGUGUUUUGAAGAGUCUUUUUCAUUUUGAACUGCCUUCAAAAAAAAGAAUAAACAAUUUCUAACAUCAUAAAAUUAACCUAGAACAGAGUUUACUACAUGAUAUUAGGUUUCUGUUAUCACUUCAGUACUGGAAAAUAGUGCAGUUUAGUAAAAACCCCAAUAGUUUAAAACUGGCAGAAACAUUAUAUCAGCUGAGAACGCCAGCAUGACUCCGUGAGGUGACACAGUUGAUUCAUUUAAGACAAACAUGUAAAAUAUCUUUUUCUGCAGGUCAGAGUUUAGGUCAGACAAACUAAUAAAGUAACUGUGUGCAUUAAACAGGGAUGAGUAACAGUUAACCUUUUGAUUCUGAAACUCCUAUCAUUUUUAAAUUUGGUCAUGCAAAUGUCAGUACCCUGUACUAAACGCAUUUUACCUCUUGUACAAUAUCAAAACAAUCUUUUAGACUUCAGUUAAGGAAGAGAUGAUAUAAUAUAUAUGGCUGUCGUCUGUGAAAGCAGCCACAGGCAAUGGUGUACAAUUUAAUAAGGUACUUAUGAUAAGCAGCAUGUGGUAGCAUCACCAGCAAAACAGUUUGGCCAGUUUAGCGUUUUUUCCAUUCAGCAUGUAUGAAGCCUUUUGUAAAGAUUAAGUUUUUUUUUUUUUCUCAUUAUCAUUCUGAAUGCCCAGAUUACAAUUUAGUAGUAAGUUGAAUUUCAUGGAAUUUGCAUACAACAGCCUAAAGAAUAAAGUUGUAUCAGUAAAGCUAGUAUUUAGUUAAUAGGUUUAACUGCAUAUAUUAAUACAAUUCUCAUUGAAAUAUGUAGUCCCCAAGCCAACCCGCAUAUAAAAAUGAAAAGAGUUAACAACUGCUGGCAUUAAAUAAAACGUUCAGGUCCAUCAGUAUGUUUUUAGCUCAUUGGAACUACUGACAGAACUGUUUGUGUGAGUGGAAAGUGCAAACUAGACAGAUGUGUCUUUUGUAUAAGUGUAUUGUUACCAAAAAACAAGUUACAUAUUUUAAGACCAUAUUUUAUGUGAUUUUAAUUGUCACAUAAAACUGUGAAGUGGCAUAAUAUUUAUUCAAACGUUUGCAGUUUAUCAAUAUAUAGGUCAUGUUCUGUAUAUAUUAUGAAGUCUUUAUUAAAUAAUAUAUCCAAAUGCACACACGUGUGUUCAAAAUUACAAGAACAGAAGCAUUCUGAUUCAUUAUUAUGGCAGACUAUAGGCAAAUACAUAAAAAAUGAAAGACUUGUUCUAAUUGAAAAAAAAAAUAUACAUACAGUUUACCUGCAUGGAUGAACACAGUUUAUAUAGUGGGCAAGUUGCAGUAUUUCUGUCUUUAAUAAUCAAGUUAAAAUGUGUAAAUAUUUCUAGUAUUACCAUUAUUUGAUUUAAAGCUAAUUAAUAUUUUAAUCAGAGUAUUAUCUAGAAUUUUAAAAGUUUUACAUAGGUAACAAAUAAUUUAAGGGCAAUUUAUUCAUGAGAAUUAAACUAGUUACAUUCCAUAUCUGAAUUAUGUCAAAAGGUUGGCUGAGCAGUUAUAUUGUUUUAUAAUAUAACACACAUACAUUGGAAAGCUGUUAAAUCUGAACAAGGGGACUACAGGAGAAAGCAAAGAUCACUUUCAGUAACAUUGUGAUUUUUUAUUUGUUGUUACAAAAGAAUGUUGUAAAAACCACGGCAUUAGUUUUUUUAGCUAAAAUAUAUUUUAAAAUAUUGCCAAAAAUAAACUAUGCAAAAUAUAGGCAUAUAUUCCUGUUAAAAUGUAAAAACAUGAUGUAAAUAGAUUUGUCUUUUUUUUUUUUUUUUCUUUUUUUUCUUUUAACUCUUUCAGAGAAGCAUUUGGUUUAAGAAGUUUACCCAAACAUACACCACAUUACAAUACAUAAAAUGUAUUAGAUUGAAAUUUGGGCAAUUCAGAAACCUUUUGCAGACAGACAGAUAAAUAGUAUUGUCAUGCAUUCAUUAGAUAGAAAUAAACAAUAAAUUAUGCCCUGUGCAAAUAUUGAGCAACCUAUGUAAAUAAAUUCAUGUGCAAUCAAUGGAAAAAAAUGGAGUUUAUUUCAAGACGCACAGCUUUUGGCUUUAGAUUACUGGAACUUUGUUUCCCAUUUUUUCAUUAAUGUCAUGAAUAGAAUGUAAAUGUGAUAAGAUUGACUAUUGCUGUGCUGUUGCCUGUUUUCAUUUGUGACCAGACAUAACCAAACAGUGCAAAUGGGUCCUUCAGUAUCUUUUGUAAUUCUGUGUAAUUUUGAUUACCUUUAAGAUGGCAAUAAGAAAAGGUGAAAGAAAAUUUUUAACCUAUGUUUCCAUGUUGUAAUUUUUUAUUUGUAGUACUGCCCCAUUUCAACUGGAAAAGGCAUAGGCCUGUUCCAAAAAUAAGUAACACACUAUGUUUGGUUUCUUUAUUUACCAAGAAAGGUCUGUGGAUUGUAGUAAAUAAAACGUGCAAUAUUUUGUAAUUCCUUAUCAACCUAAUCGGACAUUAAUCAGAAAUAAUAGUUCAUUAAAUUCUUGUGCACUACAAAUAAAAGCUGGGUAGGCGCACCUACUUUUAUUAUGGGGAAAUUUAACACUAAUUUUCUGUUUUGCUUUGGAUCUCAUUAGUUGGUAAGAGUUCUGCUGGUCUUAUCAAUAAUACAUUUUAGGUUAAAUGAAAAAAUCUCCUUUUUUUCAUAAAUUGAUUUAUUUUUUUAGUAUUUAAUUAUUUCCAGAGCCCAUUCAUCUGAAAUAAUAUUCCACAAUGAUUACAAAAGGUCUGGGUUAUAAUUCUCUAAAAAUAGGCAGUUAAAUGUAAACCAAUUUAGUAUACAAGAAUGGAACUUUUGAAAAUAAAUCUUUUUAAAUAAACAUAAUGGUGAACAAAUA